AUGUCAACCGGCACUGCCGCUGACGCCAACACCGACCCCCAGACGACCGGCCAGUUCGUCGCGGCGCUGGUCACUGGAUGUAUCACCGUAGGAGUCUGCGUGCUCUUCUGGUUGGUCUUCCACUACCGCAAGUCGCUCGUUCGAGUCUUCCAGCCUCGAACCAUCCUCGCGCCCGAAGACAAGAAGCCGCACCCUCUGCCUGGGCAACCUGUAAGCUGGUGGAGGAGAGUCUUCAGCUUGGACGACAGCGAGGUCCUCCAGGCCAACGGACCCGACGCCUACUUCUUCCUCCGCUAUGUCAAGAUCUUUGGCAUUUACAUGCUUGUCCCCUACUUCGUCCUCACCUUUGCCGCUCUCCUGCCCGCUUCCGCCGUCAAGCCGAACAAUAAUCAGAAUGGACUCAACAUGUUUGCUUUCGGAAACGUCCCGGCUGCGAACCUCAACCGACACCUCGCCCACUUCUUCAUCGCCCUCAUCUUGGUCUUCUUCACUCUGUACCUGAUCUGGCAUGAGUACAACCACCUCAUGGACAUCCGUCUGCGCUGGCUCCGCGCCAACAGCCCUAGCCUCAAGUCUCGCACCAUCAUGAUGGUCAGCGUUCCGGAGAGCAUGUACUCUGCCGCGGCUAUCAAGGAGCUCGCCGCUAACGUCGGCCUGAGCAGUGGCGUUGACGACCCUCGCGCCAGCAUGGGCACGGAGGGCGCUGUCGCGCCUCAGGGUACCAUCGCUGAGCCCAAUGCUGGCGGCAGCGCCGUCACCGACGUCUGGCUUUCCAAGAAGGUCAAGCCUCUCGAGAAGGUUUACGACAGCCGCAACAAGGAGUGCACCCGUCUCGAGGGCGGUGUCGGCAAGCUUCUCAAGAAGGCUCUCAAGAAUGAGCGCAAGGGCAAGACUCCCGCCGCAAAGGGGCAGUUCAACGAGGAGAGUGGUUCUCUUCCUGACCGCUACACCUCGCCUGUUUGGAUCAAGGAGAAGAAUGACGAGAUCGAGCGCAUGCGCCAGGAGGAGUACCCCGAUGGAAACGUCGCUUUCGUUCGCUUCCAGACCCAGGACCAGGCUCACUACUUUGCUCGUAAUGUUAAGAAGGGCAACAAGCGCCUCAAGCUGCUCGAGACCUCGAUUGAGAUGUACCCCGACGACAUCAUCUGGAACAACGUUGGUAUCAGCGGCGCCCAGCGCAAGGCGCGCGCUGCUGUCUCGUGGGCCCUCACUAUUGGCCUCAUCAUUGUUUGGGCUAUCCCCGUCGCGUUUGUUGGUAUGGUCUCCAACAUUGAUGCCAUGUGCAAGCAGGCCUCCUGGCUCGCUUGGAUCUGUAAGAUUCCCGGAGCGGCUCUUGGCAUCAUCAAGGGUGUCUUCCCCGCCAUUCUCAUGGCUGUCCUUUACAUGCUCCUGCCUAUCGUCCUUCGCAUGAUGAUCAAGCAGGAGGGUCGCAUCCGCUCCAGCGAAGUCGAGCUCCGCCUCUUCUCACGCUACUGGCUGUUCUGGGUUAUCCACGGUUUCCUCAUCGUCACUCUUGCCUCUGGUCUCAUCUCCGCCCUCUCGGACAUUGGAGGAACCGUGAGCGACAUCCCCGAGAUGCUCUCCUCGAAGCUUCCCAACGCCUCGAUCUACUUCCUCACCUAUGUCCUGACCGCCAACUGGGCCGGUGCCGCCAAAUCGUUCGCCCGCAUCAUGCCCUUCGUCAUGUACCAGCUCCGUGGUGUACUCGCCGGUGGAACCCCUCGCAAGGCCUACCAGCAGAAGUACAAGCUCGACUCGUUCCAGUGGUCGACUGUUUGGCCGACGCUCUGUCUCACCAUUUGUAUCACCAUCGUCUACUCCAUCAUCCAGCCCUUCAUCACGAUCGUCUGUCUCGUUGCCACCCUCAUGCUUUACGCCGGUUACAAGUACGCUCUCAUCUGGACGGCUGCCCAGGACCCCGUUAUGGAGACUGGUGGCCUCUACUACGUCAAGGCUCUCCGCACUGUCUUCGUCUCGCUGUACAUUGAGCUCGUCUGUCUUGCUGCUCUCUUCAUCAUGUCCUCGAGGCCCGACGGCAGCCGCAGCCCUUCCGGCAUGGCGUGCGGCAUCAUUCUUGCUGUUGUCUGCUUCAUCGUCGCCGCUUUCCAGACCUACAUCGACUGGUUCCGCUUCCCCAAGGACCUGAUCUACUAUGGCAUCCCCAAGGGCUCCCGCAUCGGCGGUGGCUCGCAGACCAACCUUGUUGAGGGUGCCUCCAACGCCGACCAGGCGGUCUACGCCGAGGCCAAGGAUAACCUCAAGGAGGAGGAGGCGAUCGCCAGUGGCCAGGAUGAGCUUACCGCUCGCCACCACUUCGACCACCCUGCUCUGUGGAAGCCCCAACCCAUCAUCUGGAACGCCCAGGAUCCGACCGGCCUGGGUCAGUACGAGACGGACUACAUCAACUCUGUUGGCGUCCCUGCGUCGACGGAGUACGCCCACAUGAACGAGAAGGGCGAUGUCGACGUCGACCGCAGCCCGCCCGACGAGGAGUGGCUCGGUGGUGUCUAA
This is a messenger RNA of Trichosporon asahii var. asahii CBS 2479, 2511 nucleotides long. RefSeq lists its product as uncharacterized. The record is from RefSeq and is a predicted model, not a curated record. Gene Ontology annotation, cellular component: plasma membrane. Gene Ontology annotation, molecular function: calcium-activated cation channel activity. Lineage: Eukaryota; Fungi; Basidiomycota; Tremellomycetes; Trichosporonales; Trichosporonaceae. Bases 1 to 2511 code for a protein of 836 amino acids. The transcript is spliced from 2 exons.